Messenger RNA from Galeopterus variegatus (Sunda flying lemur), 2064 nucleotides. RefSeq names its product transmembrane protein 229B (gene TMEM229B). NCBI's taxonomy places the organism in Eukaryota, Metazoa, Chordata, Mammalia, Dermoptera, Cynocephalidae. Bases 286 to 789 code for a protein of 167 amino acids. The transcript is spliced from 3 exons. The record is from RefSeq and is a predicted model, not a curated record.
AUUUGUCUAAGGAUCCUUGGCUUGUCUCACUCGUUGGUGCGUCUUCUAUUUUCAUUUCAUCAUAUUCAAGGUUGAGGAGCAAGCACACAUGGAAGCCACCCACCUGCCGGCCAAGGAUCAGCUGAGCCCUGGGGCUGAUGCUUGUCCACUCUGCUGAGAAUGGCACCAAGGCCCAGUCUGGCACCAGGACAAAGGUUAACCCAGGCCACUCCUGGACAGUGAUCCUGAUGUCUGUUUUGAGCUGUGCUGCCCAAGGUGUGAGAACAGCCGUCCCCGUUCGGCGCCAUGGCGUCCGCAGAGCCCCUGACGGCGCUGUCCCGCUGGUACCUGUACGCCAUCCACGGCUACUUCUGCGAGGUGAUGUUCACGGCGGCCUGGGAGUUCGUGGUGAACUUGAACUGGAAGUUCCCGGGGGUGACGAGUGUGUGGGCGCUGUUCAUCUACGGCACGUCCAUCCUCAUCGUGGAGCGCAUGUACCUGCGCCUGCGGCGCCGCUGCCCGCUGCUGCUGCGCUGCCUCAUCUACACGCUCUGGACCUACCUGUGGGAGUUCACCACCGGCCUCAUCCUGCGCCAGUUCAACGCCUGCCCCUGGGACUACUCGCAGUUCGACUUUGACUUCAUGGGGCUCAUCACCCUGGAGUACGCCGUGCCCUGGUUCUGCGGGGCGCUCAUCAUGGAGCAGCUCAUCAUCCGCAACACCCUCCGCCUGCGCUAUGACAAGGACGCUGAGCCCGGGGAGCCCGGCGGCCCCCUGGCCCUGGCCAACGGCCAUGUCAAGACUGACUGAGUGGGGAGCAGGCCAGGGCCCCGGGGUCUCUCGUGGAACCCAUGGAUGAGAGACCGAGCUGGUGGGGCCUCCUGGGUCCAGCACAGGCCCUGCCGCGCCCGGGCCUCGGCCCUGCAGGGCGCGCACGAUCCUCAUGCCCUCCACUGGGGGCCGGGGUUACGGGGCGUGGUCGGGGGCUGGGCGGGGUGCGGAGGCAGCAGAGGGACAUUGGGAAGGUCCGUGGACCUCGGCCCAGCUCAGAGGCUGGCGGAGGGAGGCCUGUGGCUGAGCAGCGAUUGGACUUCAUGGAUGACUUUGGAAGCGGCAGGAUCUGUCCUGCAGGGGACGUUGGGAUUGGGGCCACAGGUGGGAGGCAAGGCCUGGGGAGGCUUUGGGCUGCUGUUGCAGCCGCCUCCCUACCUCUCACCUGGAUUCAGUUGGGCUUUGGCUGGUUCCAUUAGGUAAUAUUCAGGUGCUUGCUUGCAACCAAUACCUCCCCAGGGGCCUGCUGAGCUGCAGCCUAGGAGAGACUGGGCAGCCAGGAGGCCGCUUGGCCGCAGUGCUGGUCUGCAAGGGCUGGGAGACCUUCCCUCGGCUCCUUUCCCCUCCCCCAGGGCCCCACGCUGCUCCCUCGGCCUUCUGGGGGCCCCCCGUGGUGCUGGAUUCCCACCAACCUUGGGCUUUUGGAGGUUUCAAUCCCCGUGUGUUCGGUGGCGUUUCCCCUUUUCUCUUAUUUUCAAGGCCUUUACCACUAGCAGCUCUUUUAUCCACGUCAAUCACCACGCCCACCUGCAUCCCCAACUCCCUAACCCCCACAGCAACUGCCAGAGAUAGACCCUGAGACAAGCCCCACCCUGCCCUCUUGCAGCCUUCCCUCACUGUUCCCACUGGCCUGAUGAUAGGGAGUCCUGAGUCAUGCCUGCCCACCCCUGGUCUGAUGGGCUGUGGCAAUGCCGCCUGUCCACAGUGGCCCAGCUGAAAAUGAAUGAUACCCUCCAAUGCACAGUCAGGCUGAGAUGGGUCCUGUGGCCCCACUGUGGGGGAAAGGCAGAGUUCUCAGUUAUCUAUGCCCUGAUGGGUUUAUUUUCCAGCCAGUUGGGCAAUCUAGCUUUCCAGGGGAUGGAGGAGCAGGUAGCCGGUGCUGAAGACCCAUGAGAAUGAGUGAGGGAGAAAAGAAGAGGAACUUUCAGCCUUGGAAGGCUCUUUGGAGCAUCCUUCCUGGGAAGGGAUCAGUUCUGGUUCUGCCAUAGCCCCAGCCCUGUAGCAAAACCCUAGGGCUGCCCCUCUCCCCCACCC